UGCUUCUGAUUGGCUGAGAGUGAAAUGGGAGGGGCGCAUUAUUCAAGCUGAUGCUCUUGAGAAACUUUUGUGUCUCGAAAUAGUAACAGACUGUCUUUCUUUCCAGCACAAAAACACAGUCCAGUGGAACCCACAAUCCACCAGCUGAAGCAGAGACCUGAAACUCCGUCAUCAUGUCCAGCAAGCGAGCAAAGGGAAAGACCACUAAGAAGAGGCCACAGAGAGCCACUUCAAACGUGUUCGCCAUGUUUGACCAGUCACAGAUCCAGGAGUUCAAGGAGGCCUUCAACAUGAUCGACCAGAACCGAGACGGAUUCAUCGAUAAAGAGGAUCUCCAUGACAUGCUGGCCUCUUUGGGUAAGAACCCGUCUGAAGAUUACCUGGAUGGGAUGAUGAGUGAAGCUCCGGGGCCCAUCAAUUUCACCAUGUUCCUCACUAUGUUUGGAGAACGGCUCAACGGAACCGACCCGGAGGACGUCAUCAGGAAUGCUUUCGCCUGCUUCGACGAGGAAGGAUCCGGUUUCAUUCAUGAAGACCACCUGCGAGAGCUGCUGACCACCAUGGGAGAUCGUUUCACAGAUGAAGAUGUGGACGAACUCUUCAGAGAGGCUCCCAUUGACAAAAAGGGCAACUUUAACUAUGGCGAAUUCACCCGGAUUCUCAAACAUGGGGCCAAAGAAAAAGAUGACAUGUAGACGAUCAGAGAGCAUCAGCCGCAGCUGCACAGCGCUUUACAAACACAUCAGCAUCUAGAACUCAAGAAAAAUACCACAUUUCAUGUAAAAAAAAUAUUCAGUGAUCUAUAAAAAAAAAAAGUAUUUUUUCUCCAGAUGCAUGUAAUAUGACCAGAUUAUUUUGCUAAGAAUCUGUGCAAUGUAAUAUUCAGCUGCGGCUGUAUGUCUUGAGCUUUCUGAAUCUGUGCAACUCAGAAAUGAAAUUAUACAUUGGAGAUGUCAUAAACCUGU
Molecule: messenger RNA, 965 nt
Organism: Carassius carassius (crucian carp)
Lineage: Eukaryota; Metazoa; Chordata; Actinopteri; Cypriniformes; Cyprinidae
Product: myosin regulatory light polypeptide 9-like
Exons: 4
Coding region: 174-695 (173 amino acids)
Biological process (GO): myofibril assembly; platelet aggregation
Cellular component (GO): stress fiber; myofibril; cytoplasm
Molecular function (GO): calcium ion binding
Source: RefSeq, a predicted model, not a curated record